AUUCUUUAGAACAAAUUGAGACUCGAUGAAGGCAACAUCUAAAAACGCAACGAUUUCGACCUUAAUUGAUAAUUGACUAUUCCUAGAAGAAUUGAAAAUGUUUAUUAAUGCUAAUAUUGAAUCAGAUUUCGAAGGAAUUACUAAUUUGAAUCAACGAAGAUAAAACUCAAACGUCAAGAAUUCAAACGAUUAUUUAAGAAGAGAGGGCGACGAAUAUCCAGAUUUCAAGAGAGCGUCUAAUGAAUAUAAAUUGUUUGAAACUACGAAGAAUAGAUGUCGUUGAUCAUCCUGAAGAAAGAAGAAUUCAGUCGAAUAAUGAAAAGUCGCAGUUCGAGCCCGGGAAGGAUGACCGUCGUGCAGUCCAGCCCAGUUCCCGCCCACAGCCCGAAGGAUGGAGUCGUGACGGCGCGUAUUCCUGCCGCCCGCUAGAGACCGGAGGAGCAACACCGAGUUCACAGUCCUGACUGAGGCGAACCAAGGAUCCUUCGAGAACCUACACGUCUCAAGAGUACACGAGCAGCGGAGCACGAAGAGGCGUCCCCCCACUCCCCCACGGGGGGCGACAAGAGGCGGGGCAUGGCGCGGGGAAAGCGCCCGCCGCGACGCUAUAAGACGGCGACGCGCCACGCCCCUCCCGAGCUGAUCCCUGGCCGAACUCCGCCGGACGGACAGAGCUGACGGCAGGACCCCCCUCGGACUCAAGCAGACGCCGCGAUGCUCCUAGCGGGGAGCCAUCUCGCCAAGAUACUGCUGCUGGCGGCAGCGGUGUCGUGCCAGCAGUACGCCAGGGCGCCGCCGCAGUACCAGGUGCAGGACAGCGGGGACAGCCCGCAGCAGGUGGACUACACGGCCUACCUCGGGCCGCCCGCCCCGGCCAAGGCGCAGGCCGCGGAAGAGAAGGGCUUCCUGGAGCCCAUAGACUUCUCCGGGCUGUUCGCCGGCGCCAGCAGCGGCGUGGCGGCGCUGUCUCCCAGCAGCGGGCCCGUCCUCCGGAGCUUCUUCCCCGCGGCCGGCGGCGACCCCUUCUCCGCGCUGGGCAGCGCCACCUCCCACUUCCCCGCCGAGGUGGAGGCCGUGCCCAACAACGGCUCGGGCUUCACGAGCCCGCAGGUCCAGUUCCAGUCGCUGUUCGACGUCUCCGGGUCGGCCCCCGAGGCCGGCUUCCGGCCGCAGGACUUCCUGCAGCCCAAGAAGGCGAGCGAGGACGAGCAGGGCUCGGAGGAGGCGGACGCCUACUCGCCGUCCUACGACUACAAGUCGCCCUACGCCAAGGCCGCGCCCGGCUACCGCGGCGGGGCCAAGGACCACGAGCUGUACCGCGCGUCGCCCUCCGGCGAGAGCCCCGGCUACAGGCCCGAGUACACCGCCGGCCCGCCCAAGUACCUCAAGAACAAAUACGUGUCCGAAGUCGCCCCGGGAAAGUCCAGCUAUCCCGCACCACCUUCUUCCCCUGCUCUCUACUCCAGCCCUGGAGCUUACAGGCCUGUUUCAAGUGAAUCGAGACCAGAGAAGGCCAAAGCACAGGAAGAGUCUUACGGUGGAUACUCCUCGUAUGCGCCGCCGAACACAGAGUACCGUUCUGACGCCAGUGCAGCACCACAGGGGAAAUCGAUUUACCCCGUUCCGUCAUCGGCUUAUGGAGCAAAGUCUUCAGAAAGCAAUGCUUCACCAAACGAAAAAAGGACCUAUACCUCUUCCCCAUCGGAUAUCUACAAGCAAUUCGGCAUAGAAGCUUCUCAACCCUCCACCAUAAGCCAAGCAUCGCCCAAUACUGCGAUACCACAAGCUCCUAAAACACCUUCAGCUUCAUUCGGCAUCUACCCUUCAGUGUCCACCACACUUGGUUCAUACCUGCCACAGGCUACUGAUUACAGCAGCGUCCCGAGCAACCAGGGACCAAACUUUGAUAAAAGGGGAGCUGGUGCCCAGCCCAAAGAAGCGAGUGCCACAGAAAACCAAGAAAAAAAGUGCAAAAAGGUUGAAAAGCACGUGAGCUCUGAUGAUAUUGUCAAGGGGCGUUUCCGCCGUGAUGCUAUGUCGUGCUUCGUAUGUGAGGAUCCCAAAACAAAACUCAGCUACGAAAAAUGUUCCUAUGAGCCUGAACCACAAGGUUCAAAUUAUUUCAAAGGCCACACACAAUCUUAUAAGGUUAACCUCGCUAAGGCACCAGGUUUCAGGUUCCGAAGGGACUUAGCAAAAAUUAUAUUUGACUUUGAAAAAGAAUGGAACUUAGAGAGUACAAAAAUUUACCCAAGAAAGGUGCGGCAGCCAUCGGCGUCAGGAUAUGGUUACAGCGCAAAGGAUGGCUAUAAGUAUGGACCUGAUUAUUUUGGACCAUACUACGAGGAUAAAUACUCAUCCCCUGCUGAGUACACGCCAUCUGCCUCGGCGCCAGAUCCUAAAAACUGCAAGAAGGUCGAGAAAGAUAAAAUGACGUGCUACGAGUGCACGGACCCAAAGAAUGGCGGCACUUACGAGCAAUGCUCGUAUUCUGCUAAACCUAAGGAUAAAAACUAUUUCAUUGCACACGAGACCUCGUUCAACAAAGACAGCAAACACGAUAAGCCUCAGACGAAAAACGAGAGGAAUCGGAGGGGAUUCGCGGGGAAUGGCGACGGCGUAGGCGAAGCCUCAUCCCGCAUACCAAGAGAAGAUUCUGGUUCUGGGUACGGUUAUAAGGCCGAUGUCAAAGCCAGCGCACCAGCUAGCAGCGAAGGCGACAAAAGCUAUUAUUCUCCUAGCGAGUUCUCGACAAGUGAAAGUAAGGAAAAUAAAAAUACUGGACCGGGUUACGAGCCCUACGCGUACAGUGGACCUGACUACUACAAUGCCAAAGACAAGACAUCUGAAGGAAGUGGUCGUGUAGAAUCAUACUUCGAGCCGGGCCGCAACUACGACGAAUACUUUCGAAAGUUGUUUCCCGAACUAGUAGAGGCUGAAAAAACGUCUGCUAGCACAGAUGACUCUGAAAGACACGUGAAACCGCUCUACACGUACACUCCAUCCACGCCAUCAGAAUCUCAGAGUCAACACCUGAAGUCAGCACCACCAGGAUUCUUCACAAACAACGAAAACAAGAAAGACUUGGAGAAAGUACUGGGCGAGUUCAGCAAAAAGGACUGGUCUUCCUGCAAGAAAGUCAAUAAGGAUAAAAUGACAUGCUACCAGUGCGUCGACAAGAACGGCCUGCAGCACGAAGAGUGCAUGUUCGUGGCUGCUUCAGAACCGAAGACCCAGCACCUCGCCUACCACGAGAAGAAGGAGUUCAGCCUUAUACCACCGGAGAAAUCUCGCUAUGUUGAGUACUGAUGAACAUACAUGGACAUCAUCGAAGAAGAAAGCGUGCUUAAAAGAUGAAGUUAUUUAUGAAGACACACACUGAUGACAUGUUUCCAAUAUCGGCUUUGUGUGAUGGACUAAUGUGUAGAAAUCAUAAACCGCAUUGUGCACUGGCCAGAACAAUAAUUGUAUUGAAUUGCAAUUCCAUACUUGUUACGUGAACAUUUUUAGUACUUAUCAUAACUGACUAUUUUUAUUCUUUAAUCUGUAACCAGAGCAAGUCCAGAUUAUAAUUUAUGUACAUACUAACAACAUUAUAGGAAUAACUAACAAAUGCACCAUUUAGAUAUUGUAUACUGUCUUCCCACAAAUGGUGACAUAAACAGCAAUAUGGUACAAAUAUAAGUAUAGUUGUUGAAUAAAAUCUCACAAGUUUAAGCAUACCUACAGUAAUGUAGAUUCGAAACAAAAAUGGUAAGGUAUAUAGACACACAAAAAAUAAUUUAUGCCAAAGAAUAUUUAUUUACCUCUCCAACGGUUAAACUUUAUAAAUUAAGGGGUAAGUAAUAACUAUGUUAAAAAUUACUUGAAGCUGUGUUCAGGCAAUACAAUUGAGUGAUUAAAACUCAUCUAAUAUAUCUGUUAUGCUUUGAGAGAUUUUAGUUCUAAGUGUUAAAUAAAACAAGUUUAAAAAAACAAGUAUAUUGUUAGAAAACCAUUUUAGGUAGUACUUGUGAAUGAAACAUAUUUACAACGAGGUUUACGACUAACCAACUGGGCCUGUGAAAAAAAGUUCACUAAAACCAAGUAAAAAUUGUUUUAUGAUGAGAUACCUUUCCCAUGUAUCAAAAUCAGAGUUCUUUCAUGAAGCUCACCAUACAUUAGUACCACAAAUUUAU
Bacillus rossius redtenbacheri is the source of this 4178-nucleotide messenger RNA. RefSeq names its product adhesive plaque matrix protein-like. The coding region runs from base 715 to 3309 and encodes 864 amino acids. NCBI's taxonomy places the organism in Eukaryota, Metazoa, Arthropoda, Insecta, Phasmatodea, Bacillidae. The transcript has 4 exons. The record is from RefSeq and is a predicted model, not a curated record.